AUGGAGAGACAGAGUUUGCUGAAGAGGAGUGCCGAGGAAGGUGGUAGGCUUCCAUCUGUCACUCUUCUCAUGGCAGUGUUUUCUGCAGGGAUCGGAGGAACUUUUCAGUACGGAUACAAUGUUUCCAUUAUCAACGCUCCUACCAUGCAUAUACAAAAAUUCAUCAAUGAGACAUGGAAGGUCCGAUACAAUGACAAUCUGGACAGAGAUUUGCUACGACUUCUGUGGUCUGCAAUCGUUUCCACGUUCACUUUAGGUGGGUUUCUGGGGGCAUGGCUUGGAGGACACCUGGCGAUUAGAUUUGGUCGGAAAGGGACACUUUUACUCACCAACAUCCCUAUUUUGGCUGGAUCCAUUUUCAUGGGAACAAGUAGACCCGCUGGAAUGUUUGAACUUUUAUUUGUCGGCAGGUUUCUUGUGGGACUACAUUCUGGAGUCUGUCUGUGUGUGCAGCCCAUGUACUUAGGAGAGAUUGCACCCAAGGCUGUGAGAGGGGCAGCAUCAAUGGGAACAUCAGUGUUUAUAACUGCUGGAAUUCUAAUUGGACAGAUAAUGGGGCAGAGGGAGCUGCUUGGGGGAGAGAGAUACUGGUCAGUCCUCCUCUCCUCUAGCUGUAUUCCUGCCGUACUUCAGUUAUUACUGUUACCAUGGUUCCCUGAGAGUCCUAGGUACCUUUUCAUUGAUAAAGGAGAGGAAAUGAAAGCUACCUGUGCUCUCAAGAAAUUCCAUGAUGCUAAUUCGUACUUGAGUGAAUUGGUGGGUUUGGAGAAGGAAAGUGCAGUACUACAUGCGCAGCAAUCAAAGCGACCAUGUGAACUUCUCUUAGAUCGCUCAACUCGAUGGCAGCUGAUCACCGUCGUCCUAAUGCACAUGGCUCUACAACUGAGUGGGAUCAAUGCUAUCUACUUCUAUGCCACCGAUGUCUUUACUGAAGCUGGAAUUGCAGAAGCUUAUAUCCCAUAUGUUACAAUGGGCACUGGGGUGUGUGAAUGUUUCUCAGCCCUAUGCUGUAGUCUUCUGAUUGAACGCCUCGGAAGGCGAAUGCUUAUCGUCGGUGGAUAUUCACUCAUGGCUUUGUGCUGUGCUGCAGUGACUAUCACACUGACCUAUCAGGCUUCCUAUUUCUGGAUGCCCUACAUGACAAUGACCUGUUUGUUUGCAUUUAUCCUAAGCUUCGGCCUUGGACCAGGGGGUGUGACCAACACAGUGACAGGGGAGCUGUUCACACAGUCCACACGUCCUGCAGCGUUCAUGAUCAGUAGCUCUGUGAACUGGAUCAGCUUCUUCCUCAUCAGUAUCAUGUUCCCUGUUAUUGUGGAGGGGCUGCAGCAGUUUUGCUUCCUCAUCUUCCUGGCUGAGUGCCUCCUGGCGACACUGUUCAUAUACAUCAUCUUACCCGAAACUAAAAACAUGUCCUUCCUGGAAAUUGAGAUGGAAUUUCGAGCCCGGAAUUUCAAGAACAAAGGAGGAGACAUUCCCAGCAGAGCCAUGGUGCUGUCACAUUUCCCAGAAAGUUAAUUGGCAUCCAAGAAACCAACGCAACUGUGCCAGUCUGUUGCACUGUGAUGGAGACCGUGAAAUUACAGCAUUGUCCUGGUGAAAUCAUUCAGCUUGACUGCAGAAGAGGGAGAAUUGACAAUAUCUCAUUUUAAGAGUGUUUAACCCAUGUUACCCCAUGCUGGGGACCUGGGCUGAGCAGUUUCAUGGACCAGGUUUUGAUUUGAAUUGUUAAUGCUUCCACAUUCAGCACAGAUAUUCAGCACUUCGUCUGAUACCGAUUAUUAGAUGAUCUGAAACUGAAGCAGUCAUGAGUUGGGAAAAAUGAUAUCUAAAUGUUAAUAAACUUUAUAUAACUUGC
Messenger RNA from Rhincodon typus (whale shark), 1858 nucleotides. RefSeq names its product solute carrier family 2 member 11b (gene slc2a11b). Gene Ontology annotation, cellular component: membrane. Gene Ontology annotation, molecular function: hexose transmembrane transporter activity. The coding region runs from base 1 to 1518 and encodes 505 amino acids. Lineage: Eukaryota; Metazoa; Chordata; Chondrichthyes; Orectolobiformes; Rhincodontidae. The transcript has 12 exons. The record is from RefSeq and is a predicted model, not a curated record. Gene Ontology annotation, biological process: monosaccharide transmembrane transport.